AGAAGUUAGUUUUGUUUCAGUGUCAAGUUAGUGUCAGAUGUUCUGUAUAAUCAAGAAUGAAACAAAUCGAAAAUAAACCAGAAUAAAAAUGUCGGAAGUUUGUAGAGCUUGUUUGGAACCAUCAACCAAAACGUACCCGUUGGUGGGAAACGUUUUAAAUGUGGAUGUAGACAUUGCGGUUAUGCUAGAGUAUUGCAUUUCUUCCGAGCUGGAUUUGAGCGAGAAUCUGCCGCAGUCUGUCUGCCUUACCUGUUUCAAAAGAAUCAGGUUGGCAUAUCACUUUCUGAAACAGUUUCAAGAGUCUCAAAAAAAACUGUUCAAUUUAUUGCAAAUCCGCGAAGAAGGACCUCCAGAAAAACAUAAAGAUGAAGGUAUUGGAGCUUUCAAUGUGGAAUUUCUCAAAUGCCCAGAAAAUCUAGAAGAUCUUCAUAACUCCGUGAAAGUUGAGAAUGAAACUGAGGACCAGGUGGAUUGGGAGGAAUCCUUUGAGGUUGAAAAAUCUGAGGAAGUAGUUUUUGAUGAAAAUGACCAACUGGCCAGCGAACUAGAAAACCUCAAGAGAGGCGAUACCGGAACAUUGGAAUUCAAAUACGAGGAUGAUACCAACAUUCCUACAGAAGUUGGUAGCUCGAAUUCAUAUCACAGGAACAUUAUUUUAAUAAAAAAUGAAAAUUUUACGGAAGAGGAAAGUAAAAAAAUACAAAUUGUGAAAGACACUUUUGUUUCUGUGACUUACAAGUGCCCGAUAUGUUCAGAAGAAUACGACCGGUACAAAGUAUUCUACAUACACGUUUUGUCGCAUGAGAUGACAAGAAUAGUAUGUUCGAGGUGUCCUAAUAAAGUGGAAUUUGAUUUAGAAGAUUUUUUCUCCCAUUACAAGAAAGUUCACAAGUACCAAUGCUACAUCUGCAAUAAACGUUUGUCUUCCAGCUACGGUUAUCAGUACCAUAUGAAACUCCACGAAAACAUAAAAAAAUACAAGUGUCCUUUGAAAGGUUGCGAAAAAUCUUUCUUUCUGUGCAGCUUGCUCAGGAAGCAUGUACGAACACACGCCUGUCAGAGCAUGUAUCCUUGCGACUUGUGUCAUGCCACUUUCAAUAGUGUUGGGGCCCUGAAAUACCACAAGAAGACCCACGAAGGGUCCCGCAACCAUCUUUGCACGCAUUGCGGGAAAGCCUUUUACCAGUCUGUACAUUUGAGAGACCACAUCAACAGACAUAUGGGCCACAAGACGUUUACGUGUGAUAUUUGUGGGAAAUCUUUCGUUACUAACUCCCAGCUGAAAAAACACAUUAAACUUUGUAUGAAUAAGAAAAGGCUACAUGAAGAAACUCUCGAAGAUACGCAUUCUUUGCUGAGUGACUAAAAGAACAGGAAUUUUUUCACCAAAUAUUAAUUGAUCAUUAGUACUGUAGCUUUAUGUUACUUUAUUACCAAAUUAAAUGUUUCUUUUAUUGUUAUUAA
Leptinotarsa decemlineata (Colorado potato beetle) is the source of this 1464-nucleotide messenger RNA. RefSeq lists its product as uncharacterized. The record is from RefSeq and is a predicted model, not a curated record. Lineage: Eukaryota; Metazoa; Arthropoda; Insecta; Coleoptera; Chrysomelidae. Gene Ontology annotation, cellular component: nucleus. Gene Ontology annotation, molecular function: zinc ion binding.